This is a messenger RNA of Colletotrichum scovillei, 3089 nucleotides long. RefSeq names its product snf5/smarcb1/ini1. The transcript is spliced from 2 exons. NCBI's taxonomy places the organism in Eukaryota, Fungi, Ascomycota, Sordariomycetes, Glomerellales, Glomerellaceae. Gene Ontology annotation, molecular function: transcription coregulator activity. The record is from RefSeq and is a predicted model, not a curated record. The coding region runs from base 251 to 2449 and encodes 732 amino acids. Gene Ontology annotation, cellular component: nucleus; nuclear chromosome; SWI/SNF complex. Gene Ontology annotation, biological process: chromatin remodeling; regulation of transcription by RNA polymerase II.
AUGGGAUGCGUUAGCCACAUCCGUGCCAGCCUUUCCCGGUUCAACACCAACACGCUGCGCAGGAGAGAGAGGCUGCGACAGACGUAGCAGAAUCCACCUCUCAUCCCCAAGUGAACUUUGGAGCCAUCGUCAAUUGGCAUCCGCCACGACACGCGCCCAAUACGAACCCAGGCCCGAUCGCGCGUCUUCCUUUCGACGUCUCGGCAGUCGCAUCGCUGCGGCGAUUCGGGACCCUGCACAUAUCUUCAUCAUGGCCGCGCCGCCAUCCACGUCCACGCCUACCGCGGCUGGCGCGACAGCCUCGUCCUCGGCAUCAACCUCUGCGUCCGCCGCCAACGAUCACGAUGGCACUCCUCGCUCCGCCGCCGCCAAGGCCCUCCCAGUACGAGACAAGGAUUCGUUCAACAAAUUGCAGGUCGAGCGCUACGUGACGCGCGACUGGCACUACUCUGUCGCGAUGAAGGACGCCCAGGAACGGUUCGAGAAGGACAUGCAACAGACGAGAGACAAGAUUGAUGACUACAACCUCAUCAAAACACAACGCUUGUACUUCCCUCCGAGCAAAUUAUAUGGCGAAGGAUACCGUGGCUACGGCAACGGCUACACCGACAUCGAUCCCCGCAUGCGAGCGCCCUUUCCUGCCCAAGUCAUCUAUCCGAGCCAGAAGCCGCGGCCGGGGAAGCGCCAGUCGCAUCCGCUCAGGUGGAAAAAGAGAGAGCUGAAGAAGCAGGCGGAGCAACACGAGGAGCUCGUGCCGAUACGCAUAGACGUUGACUGGGAAAAGAUAAAGCUUCGCGACACCUUCACAUGGAACCUCCACGACAGGGUCAUUCCAGGCGAACUCUUUGCGCAGCACCUUGUCGAGGAUCUGGGCAUCCCUCUGGACGCACAGCACAAACCCGUCUUGGACCAGGUCACGUUACAAAUGCGCGACCAGCUCAACGACUUUUACCCCCUAGUCUUCUCCGAAGAAGACGCGCUCGACCCGGAGCUGCCAUAUUCUGCUUACAAGAACGACGAGAUGAGGAUAUUGAUCAAGCUCAAUGUCACCAUUGGCGGCGUGACCUUGGUCGACCAGUUCGAGUGGGAUAUCAACAAUCCACUCAACUCCCCAGAGGAGUUUGCCGCCUCAAUGACUCGCGACAUGUCACUGUCCGGCGAGUUCACCACCGCAAUUGCCCACUGCAUUCGGGAGCAGUGCCAACUCUUCACUCGGAGUCUGUACAGUGUUGGACAUCCCUUUGACGGCAGACCGGUCGAAGACCCCGAUCUCAUUGCCGCCUUCCUGCCGUCUCCGCUGCCAUCUGUAUUCAGACCGCAGCAACAAGCCAAGGAAUACGCGCCGUAUCUUUACGAGCUCAGUGACGCCGAUUUGGAGCGCAAUGAGGUCAUCUUCUCUCGGGAACAAAGACGGCAGAAGCGAUCCAUCAACCGACGCGGUGGCCCUCAACUGCCGGACCUCAAGGAACGGCAGCGGACAAUUAGGACGCUCCUCGUCUCGUCCGUGCUUCCAGGUGCCGCGCCUAAUAUGGAAGAGAGCACGUUGUACAAGCGUGUGGCCGGCGCGCCACCCACCACCCGCAAGAGGCCAGGAGCACGCGAUGGCGAGGUUUCCGAUUCUGACGAUAGUGAAGACUCAGGACCGGACUCGCCAGGCGUGUCUCAGCUUGGCGGCACGGCCAGGACGAGAGGCCUUCGGGGCGCCGCGAGUGCUGCUCAGCAACGCAUCACGAAUCUCGGCCGCUCCGAAACGCCUGAAGCGAGCAUCGUUCAUCAUCACGAGACUCGCAGAAACCUUGGCCGCUCCCUUCGCGAUACUCGCGACGAGACUGAAGAGCCUACACAACUUAUUGUUACACUGAAGGUUGGCAAGGACAAGCUGAGGAGACUUCUCCAGAACCCAAGAGCAAGGUUCACCCCCAGUGGCUCCCAGACACCGUCGACACCCGCACACACUCGCAUACCUAGCGCGGCCGCGGCUGCAGCAACCUCCAUGCCUCCGCCGUCUACGCCGGCCUCAAAUGGUCAGGCUCUUCCCGCUCAACUUGGCACUCCUCUUCCGCAAGGCCAAAUUGGUCGACAACCUGCUCCGCCACCUGUUGCCGGUCAACCGCCACCACCUGCUCCCCCGCCGCCAGAAUGGCUAAAGAACUGUUUGCAGCAGCUGAAGCAAACAUAUACCUUUGACAACUUUGAGGGCAUGAUGAAGUACUCAGCCAUCAACCCUGACACAGAGAUGCCGAUAUCAGUACCAGCAGGGUCACAGCCUCCCGAAGGUGCCAGAUGGAUGUUCCUCCCCCGUAUCCGCUGUCUUGACUGCCCAGGCAAGUUGUACACACCUGGGCCGGAAAUGACGGCAGGCAACUUUGAGGUUCACUUGCGCAAUAAGCAACAUCGUCAAAAGGUGGAUGCUAGGGAAGGCAGAGACACGGCACCUGGAACGACUUAAGACGAUUACAUUCGGGCGCGAGCCCUGAGUGAUAUCUAUGCCAAGCAAUUUCAAGGCUCGAGCCUAGCUUUCUAGAAGGUGCAGCCAUGUUCACCUAGGGCCAUUGGCAUCAGCACCGAAUCGACGAUUUGGGGAUGACCCCGUCACGGUAUUGCGUCCGGAGAGCAGGUCUAAAUACUAGUUAUUAUUCCCAGCACCUGUGGGGGGGCCUUCCAGAAAUAAAGGCAACCUUGAGCUAAGGACGAUGGCGUUGCCAAAUCAGCACACUCGGCACUGUACAAGAGAUCAAUCCAUUCCAUUUCGUCUAUGGGUUGUAGAAGAAAAAAAGGAAAGGACAUCAUCAUCACUAGCGGUGGAAUGGAUAGAUGGGAACCAGGGGAGGUCAGAACGCGUUUCUUGCCGAUUUUACAGAUUUAGGAGUUCAGACUCUGCUCGUGAGGCAGGGUAGGAAUGGCCGGAGUUCCGAUUGGAAGUGUUUUAUUAGGAUACGACUUGAAAGAGAAAGAAGAAGAUAAGCUUCAGAAGCAAGGCUUUUGUGGAAAGUGUGAAGGGGUUGAGAGAGGUCAGCAACGGUGACCUUUGUACACAACCUUACUGGACAAGGGCUUCUGAGUCUGCUGGUAGAAAGAGUAAUACCACA